Molecule: messenger RNA, 1776 nt
Organism: Drosophila guanche
Lineage: Eukaryota; Metazoa; Arthropoda; Insecta; Diptera; Drosophilidae
Exons: 3
Coding region: 18-1712 (564 amino acids)
Source: RefSeq, a predicted model, not a curated record
AGCCAGCGAGCGGGUAAAUGGAGCCAGCAACAGCGGGUGCCGGUCGUCGGCAGUUCGCGCGCAGGCGCCGCGAGCAGCAACAACCGCCGCCGCAGCAGCAGCAGCAGCAGCAGCAGCAGCGCAGGACGCGCCUGAGUCCCGUAUGGAACUCCAACUGGAACAGCGACAAGCGUCCGUGGGUGCGAGGCUCCUCCAACGUGGCAGUUGUGCGGCCCAGCAGGAGCUCCAUCGAAACCACAAAGACCCGACCAGCCAGCACUUGUCUGCAUUCGCGGGGGAUGCACUCCUUCUCCAACCCCUACGUGGCGCUGCUGCACGGCAAGGAACAGGCGAAUGGCGCAGUUGGGAAGAGACGCAGCCGAAUGCCGGUGGCCCCAUGCCCCAUGGCCUUGGGACGCACGUACACUGCGCCGCCGCCUCCCACUGCCAGCCAGGCGGCCAAGGGCAGGCCAAGCACAAAGGCCGGCUUAAUCCGUAAGGCAGCCAUCAAGGCCAAGGUGGAGUCGCACCUGUGCUCCAGCUCGGAUCACAUGGCGCCUUUGGCGAUGGAGAACAAGGCCCUGGCCGAGGCCCACCAGCAGCUAGAGUUGCUCAUCACAGGGAUCGAGCGGGAGAGUUAUGGCCGCCGCCGAAGCACAGGAGCUCGAGGCCAAAGCGGGAAGGGAGUGCGCUGCCAGAUGGGUAAACCACCGACAGUGCCAGCCGGCUCUCCCAUGCUGAGUGCAAGGGAGAACGCAGAGCAGAUCCGACACCUGGUACCGUUGGCAUGCAAUCCACAGCUGCUGCCGCCGGCGAGGCGAGAGGCGCUGCUGAAGCUGUUAUCGCGUGCCGAGCAGCACGACAAUGGCAUAGUGGAGCUGCUGCGGCCACCCACGGGCAACUCCUCGAGGAACAGGAACAACAGGCUGACGAUGCUACAGAUGCUACCUUUGUGCCUGGAUGAGUCGCCGUAUGGCAAGCAGAUGUCCCAGAAGUAUCUGUGCCAGCCUGGCGGCACGGGCCCACGAACCGACGACGAGCGCUUCAAGGAGGCCAAGAUCCUGCGCAGUCCCACCGGUCAGGUGCUGCUGUCGCGCACCCUGGAGGAGGAGCUCAAGGAUGAGCAAAUUGUGCUCAACUUCAUGGAGGAGCAGCUCAACGAGCGCCAGCAGCAGGCCAUGCGGGAGCGGGCCGAGCUGGAGCAGCACAAGCAGCUGGUGGUCGAGUGUAGGGAGCGGCGGCGUCAAUCCGAUCUCAAGAAGGAGCUUACCGAUAUGGUAAUUCCGCGCAGAAUGCUGGCCAAAGUUGUUCCCGAAAGCGAGGAUGAAGGCCAUCAAAUCUCACCCUCGGAAAUGUUCAAUUCAGUCGAUGAACCCCUGCAUGAGCUUCUUGAGCGGCGACAUCAGUUCCAGGUGCAUGCUCAGGCCAUAGCUUUUCCCAAGACCAAGGACGACACUCACUCGCAGGACACUCCAAAGUGCAAUCAAGCCUCACACAGCUUGCAGCAAGCCGUGGCCAAGGCCGCAGACCGCGCUGAUCCCCUGACUGAGCUGCGCGACCAGCGACAUUUGUUCCAGAUGCAUUCUCAGGACUGUUGCCUCUACAGAAACGCCCGAAGCUCCGCGCCCUGGGAGAUCUUUGCCAGUGUGGCCACGACCUGCAUUCAGGAGUUGUUGGACGACGUGCUGGCCGCAGACAGCGACAAAGAUGAUUCUGAGAUCGAGUCUGACUGAAUCCCUAAGACAAAUUGUAGCAUUUAUUUGCCUGUAAAUUGAAAGUAAUUCCAAAUUCAGAUUG